This is a messenger RNA of Sodiomyces alkalinus F11, 1144 nucleotides long. RefSeq lists its product as hypothetical. The transcript has 2 exons. Bases 260 to 955 code for a protein of 231 amino acids. NCBI's taxonomy places the organism in Eukaryota, Fungi, Ascomycota, Sordariomycetes, Glomerellales, Plectosphaerellaceae. The record is from RefSeq and is a predicted model, not a curated record.
CAUGCCGGAUUUUUUGACGAUGCGAGGAGAUUCGUUGUAUGCAGAGUGAGGUGUGAGAGAUGUCACUUUUGCAGUUGGAAGAAGGUGGCGUCCUUUUCCUUUGUAGAGUUUAGGUAGGUUGGUGAGAGGUGAGAGGCGAGAGGUGAGUGGUGAGUAGGUGAGUAGGUGAGUAUAAUAAAGCAGCUCAGCUGUUGCGAGGACUCCGACUCCGUAAGCGUCUAAUUACGACCUGAUGAGGUCGAGGUGCUGAUUGUGACCAAUGGACUCGACCGGCUCCUCUGGACGAAUCCUGUGCCCUGGCCCUGGUCCUGGUCCUUAUUCGUCAAGGCCUCCGAGUCUGGUACAAAAUUCCGGUUCAUGCAGAGAGUCGAGUCUCCCAAGCAGAUGCAGAUGGGUCAUCGGGGGGUCAUAUGGGGCUUCAUAUGGGGGUUCAUAUGGGGGGUCAUCUGGUCUGACCCAAUUAACCACCACCCCAGCCACCUUUUUAUUUUCUUCAAUUUCAUUUUUGUUUUCCCCGCCGGCCCCCCCUUUUAUUCCUUGCCCCCAAAGAUCGAACAUGUACAUGACGCUACCUCACACCUCGUACGGUGCCAGCUCACCCACCCUCCGAACAUGUAGAAGGGACUUGACUUCCCCGGUACCUCAUGUUGAUACGUCGAUAUAUAUUUCCGAAAACACACAUCUGUUCCAAACAUACACAAGUACAGUACACUUAAUCCGCCCCCUUUCUGCCUCCAUCUUGCCCCCCAAAGGACCCAGCGCAAUUCUCCAAUGGCUUCUGUGCUCGCCCACCACUCCCCUCGCCAAGCAGCUCAACACCACCAUAGCCCAUCAUAAGACAACGAGAAGGGCGGAACGAGAAGAAGAAAAAGUAAGAGAAAAAGACAAACGUCAAGCGGGUAGUAGAAAUAAAAGACGUUUAAGCCCGACGUCGGAAAAUAAAAUAAAACAAUAAAAGAAUAAACAAGCGGCUUCCCCGAAAACGCCUUUCCCACCAGGACCAUCUCCCAUUGCGUGAAUGCAGCGCCGACAGCACCUCCUUUUUCCUUUUGCCCCUUUCUCAUUCGUCAUCGCUCUCUGCUCCAUUACUCUCUCCGUUGGCCGCCCCCGCCCCCGCCGCCGCCUCCCUGGAUGCCGCCGCCGC